Molecule: messenger RNA, 1692 nt
Organism: Drosophila bipectinata
Lineage: Eukaryota; Metazoa; Arthropoda; Insecta; Diptera; Drosophilidae
Gene: Alp7
Product: Alkaline phosphatase 7
Biological process (GO): dephosphorylation
Molecular function (GO): alkaline phosphatase activity
Source: RefSeq, a predicted model, not a curated record
AAGAGGUACGCCUGGAACAUGAAGAUCUUUAUUGGAACUAUUCUGGUUCUGAGUGCCUUGGUGGUCAGUUCCCUGUCUGCCACCAUAGACCUGACCGAGAUCCACUCCCAAUCCCAAUUGAUUGGACCAUCUGCGAGUUUCAGUAAGGCCCGCGAAAGCAAUCUCAUUGACCCCAAUGCCUUGGGAAAGGGAAAGACCGGACCCGAGGAGGAGAAGUCCGCCCAGUUCUGGUAUGAUCUGGCCCAGGAAGAGAUUCUGAAACGCCUGGAGCAGCCGCAGCUUGACACGAGGAAGGCCAAGAAUGUAAUCCUUUUCCUUGGAGACGGCAUGUCCUUGUCCACAGUGGCAGCAGCCCGAAUCCAUAAGGGUCAGCUGAAGGGUAAUCCCGGAGAGGAGGAUGGCCUCAGCUUUGAACAGUUCCCCUACACUGGUCUGAGCAAGACCUACUGCUCCAAUGCCCAAGUGGCCGACUCAGCCUGCACCGCCACCGCCUACUUGUGCGGUGUCAAGACCAAUAUCGUAGCUCUGGGUGUGACUGCCGCCGUAAACUUCAACAACUGCAGUGGAAGCGAGGAUCCUGCCAACCAAAUCCCCUCCAUUGCCACCUGGGCCCAGGCUGCCGGCAAAGCUAGUGGCAUCGUCACCACCACCACUCUGACCCAUGCCAGUCCAUCGGGAGCCUACGCUCACACCACCAACCGCUUCUUCGAGAGUGACACCGACAUCGUGACCUACGGCGAGGGCCAGAACUUCCCGGAGUCCUGCACGGACAUUGCCACCCAGCUGAUCACCCAGGCUCCUGGCAAGAACUUUGACGUGAUGUUGGGCGGUGGAAUCGGCAAAUUCUUGCCCAACACCAUCACCGAUCCUUUCGAAAAGAAGGGCGAGCGAUCAGAUGGAGUUAACCUCCUGUCCCGCUGGCAAGGACUACAUCCCGGCGGAGUCUUGGCCUACAACCGAAACCAGCUCCUUAGUGUGAAUGCCUCGAAGAUCACCAACCUGAUUGGCACCUUCCGCUCGGGCGUGAUGAGCUUUCACAAAAUGGCCAAUGCGUCGGAGGAGCCCACACUAGCGGAGAUGACCGAAAAGGCCAUCGAGGUAGUGAGCCAGAACGAAAAUGGAUACUUCAUCUUUAUUGAGGGAGGAUUGAUCGAUUAUGGAAACCACUUCAACUCUCCCAAGUACUCGCUGGACGAGACGCUGGAGCUGGAGAAGGCCGUGGCUGUAGCUCAGCGCAUAACUAACCCCGAGGAGACCCUCAUCGUUGUAACCUCUGACCAUGCCCAUCCGCUGACCAUUGCUGGGUACCCCGGCAGAGGCACUCCCAUCCUGGGCCUCAAUCAAGAUGACACUGACAAGAAUGGUGUGAAGUACGCCACCCUGAACUAUGCCGUGGGUCUGGAGCAGUAUCUGGAUGAACAAGGCCAGCGCAUUGAUCUCUCGGAAAAGAUUUUGGAAGAUGACUUCAUUGCUCCCAGUUAUAUUCCUGCCAAAAUCGGUGUGCAUGCCGGCGACGAUGUGGGCAUCUUUGCCACUGGUCCUCAGGCCCAUCUCUUCACCGGCGUCAUGCAGCAGAGCACCAUUCCUCACUUGAUGGCUUAUGCCGCCUGCAUCGGCGAUGGCAUCACCCUCUGCAACAAAGACAACAAAUAGAAGGGGCUUUCCUUUAAAAUUCAUUAAAACAUAGAGUAU